Molecule: messenger RNA, 2337 nt
Organism: Carya illinoinensis
Lineage: Eukaryota; Viridiplantae; Streptophyta; Magnoliopsida; Fagales; Juglandaceae
Exons: 2
Coding region: 367-2040 (557 amino acids)
Biological process (GO): protein ubiquitination
Cellular component (GO): cytoplasm
Molecular function (GO): ubiquitin protein ligase activity
Source: RefSeq, a predicted model, not a curated record
AGUAACAAAGCAUGAGGUUUCUUCAGGUGGUAGAAAAGGCCAAGAGAGAGAGAGAGAGAGAGAGAGAGAGUAGGUGGCUGUUGGAGUGAGUUGAAGAGGUCUUUCCCUUCGAGGUCUUUUGGAAAGUCUCUCUCUCUCUGGUCCAAAACAAUAUUCAUUGGCCCUUAUCCUUGCUGCCUGAUAUACUUUCUUGAUUUUCUCUGUACUUUUGUUUUUGUUUUUGUUUUUUUUUUUUUUUUGAGCUUGAUCCUGGAACUGAAGACCCGUUACUUGAUACCCUUUUGCCUCUAAUUCAGAGGACCAACAUCCGGUAAUUCUCACAGAUCGGAUCCAAACCAUUCCUAUAUAAUCGUGAUCCAGUUUCAAAUGGAUGCAGGCUCACCAAGAAUCUCAGAACAGUGGCCUCAAGCCAGUGCCCAAGGCCUUAUGGACAGUGGUCUACUUGUUGACCAUUCUGUCCAACCAGCAGCAUGUACUUUGUGCCAAAGAAUCCUUUCUCCUGAAAACGAUGCAAGUGGUGAUCUUGAAACUGUUGGUGUAUGUGGGGACUGUAAAUUCUUAUUUCUUGAAGAUCAUGGCACCCCCAGGCGAAACUCAUAUCAGCGUAGGUUGCCUAGAGGAAGAAGAACCAGGUACAGCAGUUCUGAGUCUGUUGAAAAUCUUUUCUCACAAGAAUUCUCGCAUAUGAUUAAUCUAGCAAGGCAAAACCAAUCGAGUAUCUCUGGGAAUGAGGAUCGAUCUCUAGAGGGUGAUGCUAUGACUAGGUUAUUGCAGCACUCAAGUUCCCGUUCUACCCCAAGUAGAUCUAGAAGUGUAAGAUGGGUACUCUCUGAUACUGAAAGUGAUGGUGUUGAUCAUCUGGAUUCUCUUUAUGGAGAGAGUGAGUCAAGUUUCAGUUUUGGUCAGUAUGGAGCUUUGCAUGGUGAAAGUGAUGCUAUUUCCUUUAGUGCCUAUGGAGGGGACUCAGAUGUUUCUGUUGGAGGACAUAGUUUCCAUGACCCAGAGAUGUUUGCUCAACCAGAUGAGGGUAGCAUUUUUGAUAGUGAUACUGAUAUUGAUCCAAUGCAUGCUGGCCUCAACCAAUGGGACUUGGAGGAGGAGGAGGAGGAUGAAGGAGAAGAAGAAGAAGAAGAAGAUGGUGUGUGGGAAGAAGCUGAUGCUGAGGAAUACACAGUUGAAUCUGCAGAAGCAAGAGGUCGACUUCAACAUUUUUUGACUUCUGAGGAUGCAGUCAGUUGGAGGCUUAGGGAAGGUUAUGUUCAUACUAUCUUUGGUAACUUGGAUGAAGCGGAGUUUUUGCCUUAUGUCAGGAAUUCUGGGGAUUAUCUUGAUGCAAGUGGCUUUGAAGAACUGCUGGUGCGUCUUGCUGAGACUGACAGCUUGAGACGGGGAGCACCUCCUGCAGCAUUGUCUUUAGUAAAUAGUUUGCCUUGUGUAGUAAUUGAUGAACAGCAUGAGAAGCAUGAAGGCUUAGCAUGUGCAAUAUGCAAGGAAGUGUUAACCAGUGGCACCAAAGCAAAUCAGCUUCCUUGCUUUCACCUUUAUCACCCUUCCUGUAUCCUGCCAUGGCUGACCACAAGAAAUUCAUGCCCCCUUUGUCGGUAUGAGCUUCCUACUGAUGACAAAGAUUAUGAGGAGGGGAAGCAGAACAGUAUUGGUAGAGUGGAAAUCCAUGAAAUCCAGCAAGAAAAUGUAAGUGAGGAUAGCUCCUCUGAUGUCUUUGAUAGAGCUGAAGCUGAUGGAGGGCUUGAAUUUUAUCCAGGCAGCUCAGAGGAGAGGGAGCUGCUGGAUGUGGAUCCUGCUACUGAUAUCUCUGGCAGAGAGGGUGGUAGAGGGAGAUGGUAUUUUCUUGCAGCUGCUCCAAUUGUCGGUCUUGUGGGCAUUGUGCUUGUAUGGUGGUUAGGCAAUCCUUUAAUGCAGGGAAGAGUACCACCAAGCCAUUGCAGCUUCCGAGAACAGCGCCAUCGUCAAAUUCACAUUUCUGAUUCCUCACCUAGCCAAAGGGAGAAUAGAAGCAGGAGAUGGUGGUCACUUUUCUAGGAAGCUCUUGAAUGUCUACUAGAAAAAUAUCAGUCUGUUGAUGCGUUGUUUUGAUGGUUUUUCCUGACAUUGCCGUUUGUGCUUUUGACCUUAAGAUACAUAUUCAGGCUGCUGUGCAUUAACUUCUCAACGACUGGAUUCGGAUUAGUCGUAGAAAUUUACCUUUGUUUGAAAAUUCUUUACGAGUAGUACUUUGGUGCUGUUUGGCUGUUCCCUCCUACUGCUCUCUGGUACCAAUGUUAAGUGAACAGUUUCGUCUUUUAAUGGUAUACCCUGUACAGCUGCAUGUUUCCCCUA